Metarhizium robertsii ARSEF 23 is the source of this 555-nucleotide messenger RNA. RefSeq lists its product as uncharacterized. NCBI's taxonomy places the organism in Eukaryota, Fungi, Ascomycota, Sordariomycetes, Hypocreales, Clavicipitaceae. The record is from RefSeq and is a predicted model, not a curated record. The transcript has a single exon. Bases 1 to 555 code for a protein of 184 amino acids.
AUGAGCGACAAAAAAUUCUUAUCAGCCGCCCGCUUCGUCGCAGGGGCUGUUCACGCUGCCGCCGACGACGGCAAGAAGAAGAAGAAUGGCGACAAAACUUCCCAGCAAACCCCCGGCAUGAGCAGCGACGACAUCAAGGAGCUCGCUCCUGUGGCUCUCAGUGCUUUCCAAAAGCUUGUUGGUACCAAAACGAAAAAUGGCGACAAAAAUGCCCAAAGAGCCUUCAGCAUGAGCAGCGACAACAUGAAAGAAGUCGCCCCCGUGCUCAUCCAUGCAAUAGCCGAGUAUGCUGAUGGCAAAGCCAAGAAAGGCGACCAAACUGCAAAACGAGGCCCCGGCACGAGCAGCGACGACGCGACAGAAUCCAUCUCAUCGCCUGUGGCUGCCACACCUUCUAGGGCUGGAGCGAAAGACGGCGACAAAACUACCGAACGAUCAGGAACAAAGUUGAUAGCGAAGAUGUUGAAGGAAUCCAUCAAGUUUGCGCCCAAAGUUGUCGACAUUUUGGUCGAACAGCAGAAGAAGGCGUCGCAGGAAGUGUCCCGGAAAGCCUAG